UCCGACACACACGCACACUGCGCUCUUCGGCUCCACCUCGCUCGGCGGGUGUGUGAGGAAGAUCCAGCCCGUUAUUUCAAGGUUAUCUCCUGCGGGGGCCUCACUUUUCGGACCCUAUGGGAUUUUUUAUAUUUGCAGUUGUUCUAUGGACUGCCGUCGGAGUGGGAUGCCGGCCUGCAUCCUUGCCCCUAAAUGAUGCCAAGGUUGAAUGUAUAAUUCAGGAGACACUGAAUGGUGCCAGGCCCCACCAUGACUGUGACCCACAGCUUACAGAAGAACUUGAUGAAGUGCAAAGACAUCAGGGUCUGCUCAGGGAGCUGCAGGAACUGGCUGAUAACGAGAGAGACAAGGAGAGGGAGUACGAGAGGGAGAGGGAGCGAUACGAGUUCAACCUGGCUGACGAUGAGAGCGACUUUGAGCAGAGGGACAUGGAGGAGAAGGAGGAGGGAGACGAGACUGACUCUGAGGCGCUGACAGAGGAGACAAAGGAGGACGGGACAAAGCUGAAGAGAGAGGGAGACGAAACGAAGGAAAAGCUGGAGGAGCCAAGAACUGAGGACAGAGGGACGGCAGAGGAGGAGGAGAGAGCCAAGGAGCUGGAGGAGCUGCUGGCUGAAGAGAUCACCAAGACAGGGAAGGAUGAGAAGAACGACGAGGAGCUCAAAGAGCUGCUGAAGGAGCUGAAGAAGAAACGCUACGAGGCAGCGAAGGAGAGGGAGCUCCAGAGAAGCUCAGAGGAGGAGGAAGAGGAGCAGGAGAAAAAGAAGAAGGAGGACAAAGAGAAGGAGAAGGCAAAGGAGGAAGACUUGGAGAAGAAGAGGAGCGAGGACCGGCGGAAGAACGAGGUGGAGCUGAUGGUGGAGAAGGAGAAGGUGGAGAGGGAGCUGAAGGCGCUGCUUCAAGAUCAGGACAGCAAGAGCAAGCUGGAGAAGGAGAGGGAGCGAAAGGAGAAGCAGGAGGAGCUGGACGAACUCUUGAGGAAGAUGAAACGGGUGCAGGAGGAGGAAGAGGAGGAAAAGGAGAAAGAGGAGGAAAAGGAGGAUGUCGGAGACAAGGUGGCAGCAGAGAAAGAGAGCUCAGAAAAGGAAGGAGAGCAAGAAAACAGGUCUGAGAAGAAAGCGGAGGAUGAAGUGGAGAAAAAGGAGGCGGCGGCCGUGGCAGCAACGGAGGUGAAGGAGCCACAGCAGAAGAGGGUGAUGGAGAAGGCGAGCGACGAAGCAACGAGGCAGUUUGAGAGGGAGAGGUACGAGGAAGAGGAGGAGGCCGACGGAGAUGAGGAUGACGAUGAGGACGAAUAUGUCAGAGAGGACGAGGAGGAGCGGGACGAUGGAGAUGAAGACGACCGUGACGAAGACGACGAAGGGGAGGAAUUACUGGAGAUUGAAGCAGAGCUGCGCAAAGUUGCUGCAGAGCUAAGGGAGCUUCGCAGAGGAUAAGACACACACACACACACACACACACACACAGCAGACUGACAGCCAAACCCCUUUGCCGCAUUCGCACACUCAGUUCACACAUUUUCAUUAACAGUCCUCAAAUCCCUACAGCACUCAGAGAAAUAAUCUUCCUCAGCUGUGAAAUCUGUACAUGUACUUUAGGAAAAGUGUACAUACCGUUGUUUCAUCUCUGCUCUCGGACCGCCGAAACGUUCCGUCCUCGUUUCCUUGACGCUGCCUCGGAAGUUGAGGUGGACGCACGGUAUCGAGGAGAGGAAAGCGUACGCGCUAGAGCAUCUGAAAGCACCCUUUGUGUCCAUGUCCUCUUGUGUCCCUGUCUCAGUACAUGUAAAUACUGUUUGUGAGGUAGAACUUCAGUCGGGUCACAUGUGAAACCAGUGUGGAUACAAAUCAUGAUUUUCAUCAUGAUUUUAGCCAAUCAGCCGAUACACUCUCACCUUUGAAAUCUGCAUCAGUGAACACCCACGAUCCUUGGGGUUGAUGCGAUGAUAACUGUCAGAGCCUGAGAGUUAUCAUCCUCGACGGUGUUCUUGAUGGGACAAAAGUACAUAAUCCACCUAUUUCAGUCUAUAUUUUGUGCAAUAAUUGAUAACUGUGUGUAAGCUGUUCCUGCUGUUCUGACUGUUAAUGUAAGCAAUGUAUUGCUGAUAUUUCUAAACUCAUUCUCUUCUUUGAUGAUAAAAUAGCAAGGAGGAUUACGUUUUAUUUGGCUCAUGCACUGUUAAAACCAGACUGUUUGCGAAGAACCAGGGUGACACACACACAAACAAAAA
Molecule: messenger RNA, 2230 nt
Organism: Myripristis murdjan (pinecone soldierfish)
Lineage: Eukaryota; Metazoa; Chordata; Actinopteri; Holocentriformes; Holocentridae
Product: DNA ligase 1
Exons: 6
Coding region: 117-1436 (439 amino acids)
Source: RefSeq, a predicted model, not a curated record